AACAGACCAAGAAGUUUGUUUGUCGCCCCCCCUUUCCCCCCAAUUUCCAUUGCCUGCGACUCCACUAUUGCCUGCACGAAUACAUGCAACAGCCCCAGCCGUUUCUAAGUUUCGGAUCUUGGUUUCCUUGCUGGCAAAAUAGUCCAAUCCCGUCUACUUGUCGCCUUCUUCGUCCUAUUUUCUUCCCUUCUACACUUUGUUUACUUUUUUUUUUUUUGUUGUUGUCACAGGCUUGACGCGUUUUUGGGCGAGUUGAUUAUUGCCCACCCCCAAGAAUACAAACACUCGCUUUCUAUUGUCCACUUGGGUUUUAAUCCCCAAACUACCUACCUUACCUCACCCUCAGUCCUAGAUUAAGGUACUACCUUACCGAACUAGCUUACCCAUUAAGGUAUCUACUUCGUCAACCUUCUCGUAGAACCUAUCUGCUUGCUGCUGGGCGCACAAAAGAGACGUCGUCGUCGACGCCACUGUUUUCUUUUUGACUUUCCCACCAAGCCCCGAAACCAGACCUCAGCUGCCACCCUUGCCCGGAAUCCUGCAUCACAUCACAAUGGCGCUACAAGCCGCAUACGUGCAGUUUCUUACUGCGCCAAACGCGACCGCCCUCGCCGAGAAAGCCACGCUCAACUACAUUACGACGACAACAAGCAUCUCUGGUGCCGCCGAAGUCGUGAAGCACCUGAGCGGGUUGCACAGCCAUGUCAAGAAGAACAAAGAGACGCUCCUUUCGGCAAUUGAGGGCCGCGACGGUCUUGCACUGGCCAUUGAGAUGGACACCUCCCUCGAGUUUGUCAUUAGUGGAGGACCAUAUCUUCCCGGCUUAGACGACAACUUCCUGGCUGAUCGCAAGAUUCAGCUGUGCAUUACCCACAUUGUCGCAUUCGACUCAGACGGCAAGAUUGUCCAAAUCCGCCAGUCAUGGGACCAGGGCUCGCUCCUCAAGCAGGUUGAUGUCAUUGGCAGGAGUGGCCGUAACUGGCCCAUCCGCGACAGCGCUGAGCAGAUCAAGCUUAUUGCCAAGUGCAUCAAGGGUGAGGCCGACGCCUCUGGUGGAGACCUCCCUGUUCGCUCGCGUGCCACCUCCACAAACGCCAUGCGCGACCCGCACGCCUCGUUGAACCUCUUCGCCCCGCGCGCCGAGCAAGAGGAGGUCGAGAUUGGAGCAGUCAUAUCUCCGUACGCAGGCAAGACGCGUCCCCACCAGCGCUCUUUCACCGAAAUCCUGGGCGAUGAGCCAGAGGAUUCCGAGGAAGGUUCUCCCGGCCGCCCCGUCUCGCCAACCAAAGGCAUAGCCCCCAAGGCUGGCGCAGGCAAGCACUUCCCGCAACCGCGACUCUUUGAGACGAACGAGGAGGAAGAGCCGGAUUCACCAGUGCACCACAAGUCCCCCGAACGCCAGUACAAGCCAAACCCCAAGAAGUAUGAGCAUUUCGAGUUCGCCGACGGUUCAGACCCACGGGAUGCGCCCGUCCCUGGAACCGAGUUCGACAAGGUCAAGAGGGGCAAACACAACAGCCAGUGGGACUUCAAGGACUUUGUUACUCCCCAAAAGCCUCGAGGACGUCCUCAGCGCUCUCAGGACGUCCGGCACUGGAGCACCGAGAACGAUGACGCCAUCACUGAGACUCCGGCCGCACGAAAACCCGCUCCGCCCAAGCCCCGACGUGAUGCCGAGACGCACUUUGAGCUUCAAGAUGACGGCCCAGACGGAGAGCCGCGCCCACCCGGCCGCCCGCGUGGCGCUGGCCACAAUGAGGGCUUGGGUCUGUAUAAGAACAACGUGUACAACGAGGACGGCAGUACCCCCGACGGUCCCGAUCCUCGAGCAUUGGGCAACAUCACCAACGUCAGGGAUAGGCGUCGCGACUUUGAUCCGCACUUCGGAAUCACUGAUAACAGCCCUAACCAGGGAGAGAACCCAAGGGGCGUCCCCGAGGGUCGCAAGAAGGCGGUCAAGAUGAUGGAGUCGAACUGGUCGGCAUACGACAAGUCGCCUGUUUCACAGAAGGAGAACAGCCAGCCUGAUCUUCUUGGUGCCAGGAAGGGAGAAGACCAGGGCAUCGCGAUUGGUGGCGAUGGAAUGGGCGGUAAGAAGGGUUCCUCCCGCAACUACAUCUUUGGAGAUCCCGACUCCGAGGACGAGGCCCCUCGCCCCGUGACGAAGAAGCAGGGUGCCGCCCACAAGCCUACGGCGGGUAGCUUCUGGGAUUUCUAGUCUCACUGCAGCGCGGACAUCAGAGGGUCAGCCUUUCGUCUUGCGACCCUAUGGUAAUCACGCUCUAUCUCCUUUGUCCUAUCCUUGUCCUUGUCCAUAUUUGACAUUGAUGACGAUGUGAUGCAUACAUACAUGCUACGAAAUGACCUUCUAUCGUGUUUAUUUCUUUGGCUAAGCGCGCACAAAAGAAGGGAUACAUGGCGUUUUCCUUUAGACAGCAGAGAAACAUGCUGAAGAAGUUCUCCUUUUAGUUUGCGACCUUCUCCUACAUCUUAGAUGAUGUAGGGGAGGCUGUUGUACACAUUAUUGUUGUCUUAUACCUUGGUCUGCUACUUUUAUACCCAAAUUGAAUUUGCUUGGGGAGAUGGGGUUGCCGCAUAAAGACCGGUUUGUUUGACAAUAUUGUGUUUGGGUCGCUUUAGCGAAUGUAUUUUUACCUUCAUAGUUCUCUUGGAAGCCUUUCUUUUGUACAAA
Molecule: messenger RNA, 2692 nt
Organism: Pyricularia grisea
Lineage: Eukaryota; Fungi; Ascomycota; Sordariomycetes; Magnaporthales; Pyriculariaceae
Exons: 3
Coding region: 554-2218 (554 amino acids)
Source: RefSeq, a predicted model, not a curated record